AUGAGAGAUUAUAUUCCAAAAUUCUUGAACGCCUUUCUCUUGGCAUUUGCCACUUUUGCUGUUGUCUUUGCCAUUUUCAUUGCAAAGGAUCCAAAUACAUCUCAUCAUCUGUAUUUCUCAACAUCGUCGUCUUCAUUAUGGACCUCCUCAUUCUCUUCCGCAUUCAUCACUGAAAAAAGGAAGAGAAAUGGAAUAAAUUCAAGUUCUUCAUCCUGGAAAAGAGACAGGAAAGUAGAAGCUGAAUUAGCAACAGCGAGGGCUUUGAUCAGAGAAGCUCAACUAAACCCUAACGCUACAACAUCAUCUCCCCUACGAGAUGAAGACUAUGUUCCUCAUGGCGACAUUUACCGAAACCCUUAUGCAUUUCAUCGAAGCUAUCUUCUUAUGGAGAAGAUGUUUAAGAUAUACGUCUAUGAAGAAGGAGAGCCACCAAUUUUUCACUAUGGUCUUUGUAAAGACAUAUACUCCAUGGAAGGAUUGUUCCUAAACUUUAUGGAAAACGAUGUCCUUAAGUAUCGAACCCGAGAUCCCGACAAGGCUCAUGUCUACUUCUUACCUUUUAGUGUUGUCAUGAUUCUUCACCAUCUUUUCGACCCAAUUGUUCGAGACAAGGCUGUAUUGGAACGUGUCAUCGUCGACUAUGUUCAGAUUAUUUCCAAGAAAUAUCCGUAUUGGAACACAAGUGAUGGUUUUGAUCACUUCAUGUUGUCUUGCCAUGACUGGGGACAUAGGGCAACAUGGUACGUAAAGAAGCUAUUUUUCAAUUCCAUAAGAGUAUUAUGUAACGCCAAUAUAUCAGAAUAUUUCAAUCCGGAGAAAGACGCUCCAUUUCCUGAAAUCAAUUUACAAACCGGAGAAAUCAACAACUUAACCGGCGGUUUAGACUCAAUUUCUCGAACAACGCUGGCUUUCUUUGCUGGCCAAUCACAUGGAAAAAUUCGUCCGGUUCUUCUAAACCACUGGAAAGAAAAGGAUAAAGACAUUCUGGUUUAUGAGGAUCUACCGGGCGAAUUAGAUUACAAAGAGAUGAUGAGGAAAAGCCGGUUUUGUAUUUGCCCGAGCGGUCACGAGGUGGCUAGCCCGAGAGUGCCGGAGGCGAUAUACAGUGGGUGUGUACCGGUUCUUAUCUCGGAGAACUAUGUUUUACCGUUUAGUGAUGUUUUGAAUUGGCAGAAAUUUUCGGUUUCAGUAUCGGUUAAGGAAAUACCGGAACUAAAAAGGAUAUUGAUGGAUAUAACGGAAGAUCGGUACAAGAAACUAUACGAGGGAGUGAAGCAAGUGCAGAGGCAUAUAUUGGUUAAUGAUCCUCCAAAGAGAUAUGAUCAAAAGAUCUUGAUAAGAGUUACUAUGACUGAUGACAAAACCCGAGCAAAAGCAAUGAAAACCGCGGUUAAAUUUAAAGGUGUGUCAGCUGUGGAAAUAAAGGGAGACCACAGGAACCAAAUUGAGGUGACAGGUGAUGAAGUCGAUAUGAUCGGUCUAACCAACACACUGAGGAGAAAGGUAGCCUGUUCGGAGCUUGUAAGCGUAAACAAAGUUGAACCACCCAAGCCCGCUGAAGACCCGAAGCCAGAUGACAAGAAACCAGAUGACAAGAAAGCCGAAGACAAGAAACCAGAGGAUGAAAAGCCCGAGGGUCAAAAAACAGAAGAGAAAAAGCCUGAAGACGAAAAACAAGAGCCAUGUCAUUGUCAACCACAAUGUCAUCAACCAUGUCAUCCACCAUGGUCUUAUGGAUACGGUGUGCCAUCAUCAUCCUACCAUCACCCAUGUGAUCCCUACGGCUAUAAUGCUAGGGAUUAUAUAGGGGAACCCGUCUAUAACCACGAACCUAAUUGCAGAAUCCUCUGA
Eruca vesicaria subsp. sativa (arugula) is the source of this 1851-nucleotide messenger RNA. NCBI's taxonomy places the organism in Eukaryota, Viridiplantae, Streptophyta, Magnoliopsida, Brassicales, Brassicaceae. The record is from the annotation of a GenBank genome assembly.